CAGUCCACGUCCUAGCCAGCCUCCCACUCCCUAAUCUCCGGUCCGCCGUUCUUGGUUCACCGCCGCCGUCGUGGUUUCCCAUCGUUCCUUUCCGUCCGUGGUGCGCUGGAUCCUUUCCAAUGCUGAAAUUCUUCAAUUAUUCCGAUUGAUUGCCUGGAUCGUCCAAUGCUUCCGCAUAUGAUUGAAUUAUCUUUCAUGCUUGAAUGCUUCUGUGUUCAAGAGUGCUGGUGGUAUUCCCUCUUACUACAAUAUUGAUGAUAAAGUGGAUAGUUCUGGAAUGGAGAUGAGCUGCCAAGAAAAUGUUGGUGGUAGUGAUAUUCCUGCAUGUUCUACAGCAGGGAAUAUUUCACAUCAAGACCAGCGUUUCAGUAGCUAUGUGCAGCAGCCUGCUUUUGUGAGUGGAUGGAUGUAUGUGAAUGAACAAGGGCAAAUGUGUGGUCCAUAUAUUCAGGAGCAACUAUAUGAGGGUUUAACUACUGGUUUCUUGCCAUUUGAGCUUCCUGUCUAUCCUAUGAUUAAUGGCACAAUAAUGAACCCUGUGCCACUGAAUUACUUCAAGCAGUUUCCUGACCAUGUCUCUACUGGGUUUGCAUAUCUGAAUUUGGGUUUCUCUGGCUCAGGGGUUCAUACAAAUGGUCCCUCCUCAUCUAUGGAUAUGGCAAUAUAUGGGCAGAAUCAGUCUCUUGACAAUGCUGCUCCUUUGGCUGUUAACUCUGGCUCGCAGUCAGUUCCGUAUUCACAUGGCAAUUACUGCAUUAAUGAACCUAACCACCAAUGUUCAAAGUCAGAGUUGUUCAACAGUAUGAUAUCUUCUCAGAUGUUAGGUGAAGAACGUUGUUGGCUUUAUGAGGAUGAAAAGGGCAUGAAACACGGUCCACAUUCUAUUUCAGAAUUGAUUUCCUGGCAUCAUCAUGGAUAUCUUCAAGACUCGUCAAUGAUAUCUCAUUUUGGCAAUAAGUAUGGUUCCUUUCUGCUAGUUGCUGCUGUAAAUGCUCUGAAAGGGGAUACAUCUGGAACCAUUUGUAGAUCAGGUUCCAACAACAAUGAGCUUGGUGGUACGGUAAACUUAAUCUGUGAAAUAUCUGAGGACAUUUCUUCCCAAUUGCACUUGGGUGUCAUGAAAUCUGCCCGCAGAGUUGUGCUCGAUGGGGUUAUAAGUGAUAUUAUUGCAGAAUUUUUUACUGAAAAGAAACACAAGAGGCAGAAGCUUGAUUCAACUAACCUGGCUUCUGAGACCUCCGUGGUUGACAGCAAAAGGUCAAAUGUUGCUGUGGAGAUUAGUAAAGAUACUGCUGUUCCGAGUGAGCAUGCAUCUUCCCAUAUUGCAGAUGAUCAGACUUGUCUUGAAAUUUCUAGACCAUCUUCAACAAGUUUUAAAUCGGUUGGAAGUGUUGAGAACUUUUGGUGGUCGUAUGCUGUUGUACGUAAAGUACUUGUUGAUUAUUGCAUGCAAGUCACGUGGAAUGCUGUAUUUUUUGACCCUCUAGCAGAGUACUUAUGUUCCUGGAGGAAAAAGAAACUUUGGUCUCAUCCUAAUCUUCAAAUAUUUGUUAAUGGUUGUGGAGAAUAUGAUGGAAAGAUUAAAUCUGAAGCUUUGCUUCUUGGGACAGGUUGUUCUAAAUACCCUACCGAUGGCUGUAAUCAGUUUGGAGUGCUGACAACAGGAACAGAUUCUCAUUCUAAGUUACCUUCUUUAUCUUCUAAUGUACCCAAAGAUGGAAAUUUAAUGGAAGGUCAAAGAGUUUCAUGCACUUAUAGUAACUCCAAAAAUUUGACAUGCAUUAUUGAAAGUGUGGAGAAUGAGCUUCACUUCUCUUCAAAGGUGUCUUUAGCUGAAUACUUUCGAAGUUUUGUUGAAAAGGAAGUGAACAAAAUAAUUCAUUCCCCUCAUGAAGACAAAUUGAGUAAGGUUGCUGUUAGUGUCUCUGGUUUCUCAGAACUACACACUGGUGAAACUCCUAUGAAGGAAAUUCUAAAUGACAAGUUAGUAGCUACUGUUAAGGCUGAAGAUUCAGUUUGUGAGCCUUCAUUAGCAAAUCAUAUGUCUAAUGUAUUCUCGAAUGCAUUUGAGGAGUUGUGUGGAGGUGUAGAAGUAGUUGAUGAAGGGGAAAUUGGUGAACUUCCACCUGGAUUUGAAGAGAACUCGCACACAAUUUUCCCACCACCGAAUUUGAAGAUUCGACCUUCAAGGGUAGCUGAAUGUAAUCCUAAGAUUACAGAAUAUGUUGCAACUGCACUGUGCCGACAAAAGUUGCAUAAUGAAGUCCUAGAAGAGUGGAAAUCCGCUUUUUUUUAUCCUACAUUGAAUCAAGCUUUUAUGUCUAAUAAGAAACGCAGUCAUUCUGGUAUUCAUGAGAAAGGAAAAGCAAAGAAAGCAAGGAAGGAACCUUUAAAUGAUGCUACUUCUGGACUGGGAAAGAUGAAAGGAGGAGCAAAAGGCUCUUCUGCAGUUCCUCUAGUUAAUGGAAAGUAUACAUACCACCGCAAGAAACUGUCACACAAAGAGUUGUGUUCCUCUCAAUCUGCUUCAGUGGAUGAUUCGAGGCCAGGGAAGCAGAACGUGUGUAAGUUAAGGAAUUAUGUUUUGGGAGAUUUGAAUGAAACUGCAGAAGUCAAAAUAGCUGCUAAGCGUGGAAAGGCUAGUGUGGUUAAAGGGAAGAAAGAUAAAUCUAAUAAGAGCAGGUCAUCUAUCAUUGUCAAUGGUAGCACAGAUGGUGAUCGAUUGUCCUUGAAGAAUAAAACUAGUUCGAAAGCAUUGAAACUUUCACAUACUGAUGGUGUUGUGGAUGCCGUAAAAUCUAAUGAAAGGAGGCUUUCUGCGUCAACAAAUAAUAGUGUUGGAAUGAAGAAGGUGGUUAAAAGCAAUGCUGAGGAUGUCCUAAAAUCAAAUGAAAAGAAGCUUUCAGCAUCAACAAAUAAUAGUGUUUCCAUGAAGAAGGUGGCUAAAAGCAAUUGCAGUGAUGGCACCAUUAAGGGGAAGGCUGCUGGUCAUUGCUCCAAACAGAGACCAAGUGCAAAUAAAAUGUCGAAACAAAAAAGGAAACAUUCAACAGAUGGUAUGCCAUCCUUACAUCCUGCCAAGUCUUUGAAAAUUUCAAACGAUGGUGCAAAGCAUGGAGCAAGCAAACAUGCUACUAUUGCAAGGAGGAAUUCUGCCAAAUCCAAGCCAUUGAAUUUAUGUCCUAGAUCUGAUGGAUGUGCUAGGACUUCCAUUGAUGGGUGGGAAUGGCAUAGAUGGUCUCAAAGUGCUACUCCUGCAUAUAGAGCACGUGUCAGGGGCAUUGCCUGUAUACAAAACAAGUGCAUAGAUUCAGAUAAUAAUUUAUUGCAGCUAUCGAAUAAUAAGGGUCUUUCUGCAAGAACAAAUAGGAUGAAAUUGCGCAACCUUCUUGCUGCUGCCGAGGGUGCAGAUCUUCUGAAAGUGCCUCAAUUGAAGGCAAGGAAAAAACGAUUACGUUUUCAAAGGAGCAAGAUACAUGACUGGGGUCUUGUUGCAAUGGAGCCUAUAGAGGCAGAGGACUUCGUGAUUGAAUAUGUUGGAGAACUAAUUCGUCCUCGGAUAUCUGAUAUCCGUGAACGUCAGUAUGAGAAGAUGGGAAUUGGAAGCAGUUACCUUUUCAGACUUGAUGAUGGUUAUGUGGUUGAUGCUACAAAGAGAGGUGGGAUUGCAAGAUUUAUUAACCAUUCUUGUGAGCCCAACUGCUAUACAAAGGUCAUCUCUUUCGAGGGUCAAAAGAAGAUUUUCAUAUAUUCAAAACGGCAUAUUGCUGCUGGUGAAGAGAUUACUUAUAAUUAUAAGUUCCCGUUGGAGGAUAAAAAGAUUCCCUGCAACUGUGGUUCCAGAAAGUGUCGUGGAUCACUUAAUUAGUCAGGGAUUGAGUCUUUAAUUCUGGAUCAUGCUCCCAUUGGAUAUCAUUUUGAAGAUUUGAAGACUCUGCUAGCUUUAUAUUUCCUCAGACAUCAACUUGGAUGAGUUGCAUUGCAAGAGUACCUGUUUAUGAGCAUAUCUUGCUAUGGAUCAUCAUCAUUGUUGAUAGGCCAAUGGUGAUUGAUAUACAAUUUGGGUCGCCUCCUUGUUCGGUGAUGAAAUAACUCGCGUGCACUCUUGUAGACUUUUUGUGGCAGUUGAGUUUCUCCUCUUAGAAGCUUUGCAGGAGUAGCUCAAGUAGGAAAAAACCGUGUUAGUUUUGCCGAGUUGGAUUGUGCCUACUGCCGGUUCCCAGCCCGGACAAAGGAGGAGGAUUGCAAGUUUCAAGCUUUCCAAAAUGUAAGUUUUUCAACCAAUUUUGGCUGCCAUUUCACUUCACAGCCCAUGUAGUUGAAAUAUGUACACUUUUCUCUUCUAAGGAAUGUUAUUUCUACAAUUGGGUAGGUUUGACCACCCAACUUAACAACUCAAAUUUUAUUAUGAUAGAUUUGACUAUUCCGGUAAUUUAUUAUUUUAUUAAAAAAAUUAUGUGAAAUAAUAUACACUACAUAAAUGCAUGCUGGUUGACUUGAUGGUUAAUAAUUUAGUUGUGUGUGUUCGUGUGGUAUUUUUAUUAAUUCAAACCACUUUUAUUAAAAACCUUUCUACUAGCCACUAAAAUUUGAAACAUGUUUGAGGCAUAGGAUUGUAUGUUAGUAUCUCCACUAGUGACAUUAAAUUCGAAGAAUAUAAUUAAAGCAUAUUUGAAACAUUAUGGAUAAUUUAAAAAAAAAACGUAUUAAGAAUGAUUUUGAAACUUGUAUUUUACAUGAAGAACAAAAUUUCAAGAAAAACACCAUAUCAUGCACUUCUAUUUUACAUUGAUUUGAAAUUGAUAAAUUUAGUUAAUAUUUAAAUUUUAGUUGAUCAAGUUUAGUUUUAAUUUAAUUCAAAUUGGAUCCAGAUAUACUUAUCUUGUUCAUACAAAGUUUACUUUGGAUCAGUUAUCCUCUACCCAUUGAGGUGUCCUACAAACCAACGGGGGAGUUGUCACUCUCUCUAACAAUAGAUUUAUAAUAAUACAAAAAUUUCAGCCAUCGUAUAAGAAAUAAGAAUAUAGAUAUUUGAUGCUUGUAAAAAAAGUAACUAUGUUAAUAUAAAAUUAUUUGAUUAUUCUAUCAUGACAAAUUUGAUUUUGUUAUGAGACGUUUAAUUAUUUUGUUCGAAAAAAUGUGUAAAACAAAUGUAUAAAUAUAGAUAAAUACAUCAGAACUGAUUUAAUGAC
Molecule: messenger RNA, 5192 nt
Organism: Arachis duranensis
Lineage: Eukaryota; Viridiplantae; Streptophyta; Magnoliopsida; Fabales; Fabaceae
Product: histone-lysine N-methyltransferase ATXR7
Exons: 19
Coding region: 278-3868 (1196 amino acids)
Cellular component (GO): Set1C/COMPASS complex
Molecular function (GO): histone H3K4 methyltransferase activity; protein binding
Source: RefSeq, a predicted model, not a curated record